AUGUUUUGUGGUUCCAACACUUCAUUAGCAUCAGAGUUUGCCAAUCUUAUGAAGACAAGGUUUGAAAUGUCACUCUUGGGUACUCUCAAGUAUUUCUUAGGACUUCAAAUUGCUCAAACAUCCAAAGGAAUCUUUAUUUCACAACAAAAGUAUGCCUCAGAAUUACUCAAGAAGUUCAACAUGAAGGAUAGCAAGUCUGUUUCAACACCAUUGUGUCCCAAUACUAAACUGUCAGUUGAUUGUACUUCAGAAGCAGUUCCAUCCACACUUUAUAGGUCUAUCAUUGGCAAUCUACUUUAUCUCAUAGCUUCAAGACCUGAUAUAAUGUACUCAGUAGGAUUGGUAGCCAGAUUUCAAAGUAAUCCCAAAAUGUCUCAUCUCCAAGCUGCCAAACGCAUUCUCAGAUAUGUUAAGGGCACAAUCUCUUAUUGUCUACAUUACAUUUUUUCUCUAAUAAUGACAAAAGCUGUCUUUUCAGAUGUUGAUUGGGUGGAUCCUUACCUGACAAAAAGAGUACUUCUGGGUGCUGUUAUAUUCUUGGUUCUAAUGUCGUCUCCUGGCUUAGUAAAAAGCAAGACAUAG
Messenger RNA from Cornus florida, 582 nucleotides. RefSeq lists its product as uncharacterized. Lineage: Eukaryota; Viridiplantae; Streptophyta; Magnoliopsida; Cornales; Cornaceae. The coding region runs from base 1 to 582 and encodes 193 amino acids. The transcript has a single exon. The record is from RefSeq and is a predicted model, not a curated record.